Sorex fumeus (smoky shrew) is the source of this 4101-nucleotide messenger RNA. RefSeq names its product proline rich and Gla domain 1 (gene PRRG1). NCBI's taxonomy places the organism in Eukaryota, Metazoa, Chordata, Mammalia, Eulipotyphla, Soricidae. Bases 105 to 761 code for a protein of 218 amino acids. The record is from RefSeq and is a predicted model, not a curated record. The transcript has 4 exons. Gene Ontology annotation, cellular component: extracellular region. Gene Ontology annotation, molecular function: calcium ion binding.
CCGUCGGGAGCGCGCAGGCGCGGCUUAAGGCUCUCGGAGUGCGGAGUAACGGCUCGGCGGGCGGUGAUCAUCAUCCAGUGACCUGUCAGAGACCACAAGAAAACAUGGGGAGGAUUUUCCUCACAGGUGAAAAGGCUAAUUCAAUAUUAAAACGCUACCCAAGAGCAAAUGGAUUUUUUGAAGAAAUAAGACAAGGCAACAUUGAACGUGAAUGCAAAGAAGAAGUCUGCACAUUUGAAGAAGCCAGAGAAGCUUUUGAAAAUACUGAGAAAACUAAAGAGUUUUGGAAUACCUACACAAAAGCUCAACAAGGAGACAAUAACAGAGGAAGUGACUGGUUUCAGUUUUAUCUUACCUUUCCUUUAAUCUUUGGUCUCUUUAUUAUCCUCCUUGUCCUUUUCCUAAUCUGGAGAUGCUUCCUAAGAAACAAAAUUCGCAGACAGACAGUGACUGAAGGCCACAUUCCUUUCCCUCAACACCUUAAUAUCAUCACUCCUUCUCCCCCACCAGAUGAAGUGUUUGAUAGCAGCGGCUUAUCCCCAGGCUUUCUGGAAUAUGUUGUUGGGCGUUCAGAUUCCGUCUCCACUCGUCUGUCCAAUUGUGACCCUCCACCGACCUAUGAGGAAGCCACUGGGCAGGUGAACCUGCAGAGGAGUGAUACCGAGCCUCAUUCAGAUCCACCACCAGAGUAUGACGACAUCAUCAACUCCAACUCUGCCAGUGCCAUUGCCAUGGUGCCUGUGGUCACCACCAUCAAAUGAAGCUCACAACUUUUUACUAUAAUAAUUUUUAAAAUACUAAUGAAAGAAAUUUCUAGCACUUUACCACUACAUAAAUGUGCAUUCAUCUAUUUUACAUCUAUUUUAUUGAACUCUUAAAGCAUACCACUCUUUUAUAGUUUGAUUUGAUUUUCAUUGUUUCCUGGUAUAAAAUUAUGAUUCCUGCUAAUUUUGGCUCCUGGAAAUAGGUUUAGGUGGGAAAACAUAAUAACGGAUGAUUCUGUGUGAUGUGGUGAGUUGAAAUCUGUGCAUAUAUACAUGUGGCCAGUAUAUUUGUAACUGUCUCACUCCUAUCUAAAUAAUUUGUAAAGAAAACAUUACUCACCAAAAUUCGGGAUGAAAGACACGAGCAGUUUGUGAAAUAGCAACACACUAUUGAAUUCUAAACAUAAGCUGAACCUAUCAUGUUUUCUAAUUCAUAGUGGCUUUUAUUAACCUUUUCAUUCAGCUAUCGUGAAAAAACUGCACAGUCCACCUUGAUGUUUAGGUACAUUUCAGAGAUACCUGGUGGGAAACACAAUAGUUAAUAACUUAUGGCACAUCAAGAACAUCAUUGCUCUUUACUGGCUUUUGAAUAAUACUGUACGAGGGAUUUUUGAUGCCAUGUUUCUCUUACACACAAAAAAAAAUAUUUAAACUGUGUUUGCUUAGAAUCUCUGAAUGCCUUCGGCUCUUUAUAUUACCAUCUUGGCAGGAGGACUUCCUGCCAAACAUAAUACUGAUUACUCUUUUGCUCAUUUGUGACAGUAAUUAUUUCUUUUCUCUUUUAUUGCCUUUUACUCUACUCCUCACUCCCUCUCCUACCACCCAGAUCUUUAUUUAAGCACCUAAGAGUUCAGUUAAGAUAAAAUUUUUGAAAUUUUUUUCAUUAGUGUUUUUAGAGAAACUGAAGUGUUUGCCUUCGGAUGAUUAAGAGGCAAUUUUCCUUUAAAUGAAGAACUGUGAUUUUUUUUAUAUAUUGCUCUCCAAUCAGUGGAGAAAGAUUACGAAGUCUGUGUUGUGCCAGGUGCACAAUAAUAAACCUGGUUAGAGCUUCAUGUAGAUCUCAUUUUUGUUGCUAUUUGAUUUUGUAUUUUUAUUGAAUCAUUCUUUACUUUUCUCUUGAAGGAGAGGGAAUAGGUGAUGAAUGAACUGCCAACAUAGACUGGCUCCAGAAGAAAAUCGUUGCAUCCUAUGAAGUUCCAUGGUGUAUGCACUGAUAGAAAAUUCAUUACAGGGAAUUAAUGAAUUUUCAGGGAAAACAUCAGCACCUUUUUGGUGUUGGAUAAAAUGGUUGAGAAGUUAGAAGAAAAACAGAAUUCCAUGUGCCAUACCCUGCAUUCUCCAUCUCCCCCAACACUUCCCUCCAUCCUGCUCUGGAAACCAAAGGAAGAGGAAUGUUGGUGGGGAGCACUCAGAACUAGGAGUCUGAUUUCAUUCUGCAACACAUUUGCCAUGGUACCAUAGGGAAGGAAGACUAACUCUCAAAUUCCUUCUGCCUUUUUCCAGGGGCUUUAAGUGGAUUUAAUAAGAUGGCAAGUGUGGCAGUACUCUAAGAUGUGAAGAGCUAUCCAGGUGUCAGGUGAUACCAUUGUUCUUAUUGUGCAUAAGGGAAAUUUUUCUUUUUCCCUAAAAUUCAAAGAUUUUUCAUGUAGUGAGAAUAGCAGAGUCUGCUUCACACCUGUGCUCUCCAACCACCAGUCCAAGGAUCCAGUGCUGGCUCACAGAUACAAAAGGUUGAAGAGCACUGGUCUCCACUGCUGUGCCAAUUUAAAGAUGGCAGAUGGCUCAGCAAAACAGGAUUAAGAAAAGUAUGAUGUGUGUUUAGUAGUUGUUAUAGCUUUCAUAGACUAAGUAUAACCUUUUUCUAAAAAAAAAUUGGCUAUAAGGACAUCUUUGACUUCCUGUCAAAGCUGAAAGUAUGGGAACGUUGGAUCCCGAAACAUGUGUUUUGCUUUCCUUCUAAAUGAAAAAAUAGGGUUCCUUUUGUGUGGAUUUUUUGUGAUUAAUUAUCAGGCCUCAGAUAAGACCAGCAGUUUUCAAAGUGUGGCCCGUGGAGUCCCUGAGAGUCCUCACAGAACCUUCAAAGGGAUCUGGGAGAUUAAAAACUAUUUUCAUAAUAAUACAAAGACAUUAUCUUUUUCAAGCUCUGUCUCUCAAAAGGUAGCUGAAAAUUUAAAGGGAUGCCAAACACAACAAACCUUGUGUUUCAGAAAAUGAUUUCUUUAUAUUUUUGUGUUAGUAUGUAGUGAACUUUGAAAAAUUUUUAAAUACUUGAAAUUCCUAGUUUUAUUCUCUACUCGGGCAAAUACUGAUAGCUAAAAAAUCCAUUUUAAAUGCCAUCCAAGAGUAAAGGGGUCUGGAGACCAAAUUUUGCCAAUUUCUGAAUAAAUAAGUAGGAUAUUCUUGCAACUUUCACAUCUGAAACACCUCGUAUUGGAUUCAGUACGCCUCUUAGGAGAUACCAGAAUUGCAGUUUAAGAAUGAAUGCAGAAACUUGAAGCAAAAGCCACAAGCCAAAACCAUAAACUGACCAGUGAUUUCAGUUUUUUAGACUGUUGUACUGUUGGUCAAUUCCUUGUGAUAACUGGCAUUAGCCAUAGGUCUCAUGGAGGUAUUUGUUUAAUGAUAGGAUUAACUAAAUGCAACUUUCUUCAAGAAAGUCUCUUUGGUUUGUUUAUUUUGGGUUUUACAUGUUCAAGACAACUCUUUUGGUACUCCAUCUAAUUUUAUAAGCUGAUUUUCUUAACAUUUGUUAUAAUUAAAGGGGCUUAUCUGGAAUAAUAUAUAUUUUUAUGCUUUUGCCUUUCUUACCUGAUUGAUAUUACAUUCACCUUUGAUCAUUUUUAAUAAAGGUUUAUUUUUGCAGGAUGUAUUUAGUACCUUUCUUAUGCAGGAACUAAAUCAAGCCUCUCAGUUUGCAUUUAAAUGAAAGAAAGGGCUCAGUGGUUUCCUUGUGGAAUGGUUUCCAAGUCUCCACGCACAGUGGUUAUAUAUGGAUUCCUAGAACUGGCACUUUCUGGCUCCUUGCUUUGAAUAUCACAAUGAAUUUUAUCUAUUUUAAAGUAAAUUAGAUGAUUUUUCUUCCUGUUGCCCAGUACAAAUACAAAUGCUGUGUUUGAUUCCUUGUUAAUGAUGACUUUAAGAUUGUUCUGAUAUAAUAACUGCGGCAGUAGCUUUAACUUGGUUCUAUGUAAAUACCAUGGAUUUUAAAUUUUCACAUUUUUAAACACUUGGUUUACAUUAAAUUAUGGUAUUUAACUAUUUUUAUGUUUAUACUUGGUAAGGUUUUUCUUAUGUUUCUGUGUUUUUGGUAUGCUAAAUAAAGCUAUUUUUAAACCCA